Molecule: messenger RNA, 1081 nt
Organism: Hansenula anomala
Lineage: Eukaryota; Fungi; Ascomycota; Saccharomycetes; Phaffomycetales; Wickerhamomycetaceae
Exons: 1
Coding region: 146-1081 (311 amino acids)
Source: RefSeq, a predicted model, not a curated record
AUGCUCAAAAGUUGUGCUCAACUAUAUUCACAAUAUAGAAUACUAAUGAAAUGGCUCUCCUAUAUAAAUAGUGGUAGACUAGACUGUUUGAAUCCGUUGAAUAGGGUUUCUUCCAAGUUUACCUACAAUUACAUCAACAUUAGUUAUGAAGGCCUCUUUAUUUUUUGGUUUGAUUUUUUUGACAGCCUGCAAUGCAACGUCUGUAACUACAAAAACGCCAUUAGCUACAUCUGAAUCAAAAGAAGGCUUAAGUAGAAGCCCUAUUUUUGACACAAAACUAGUUGGCAAGAGAACUGAUGACUUAGCUGUCCCGUUGUUUGGGGAUUAUGAGACUAGUGACAAUGUUUAUAAACAGUUUGAGGAAGAAGCAUAUGAAGACGAAGAUGAAUAUUUGAAGGGAAAAACAUUUGGUCGUUUAGCUAAAAGACUUUUUGGGUUUGGCUCCUCUGGAAGAGGUAGUAGCUCAUCAUCGCAAUCUGGGGGAAGAUCAGGAGGCUCUUCAUGGUUUGGAGGAGGUUCAAGAGGUUCAUCAGGCUCCAGAGGUUCAAGUAGUUCAGGAUCUUCAGGCUCCAGAGGCUCUAGAGGCUCUAGUGGAUCUAGUGGAUCUAGUGGCUCACGCUCGUCAGGAAAGGGUGGUAAUUCUGGAUCCGGUGGUUCAAGAAGUGGUGGUUCUAGAGGUUCAGGUUCAGGAUCUAAUAGAUUAAGUGGGAACAAUGGUGGCUCAAGAGGUUCAAACGGUGGAUAUGGACCAGGCUAUGGUUCGAAUGGAGGUUAUGGACCAGACUAUUCAGGCCGUAGAGGUAGUGGUUGGAGAAACCCAGCUCUUGCUGGGGCAGCAGCAGGUCUUGGAUACUAUUAUAUCUGGCAUCAUGAUAGAUAUGGCCAUUCUCAUAUUGUUAGAACAGAGACUCGUUAUCUUGCUGAAAAUGUUACAUUCACUUCAGCCAUUUUUGAGAACGGUGGAGUAGCUACUUCAUUUAGGGCAUUGAAUGUAGCCAAAACUGAUGAUUAUAAUUAUUGGAAAAAAUUGAUGCCCUCUUUUAUAGUUUGCAUUGCUACAAUCUUGAUUUCUUGUAUGUGA